GGAAUGAUCCAAACGUCACCCUGUCUCCCCUCGUCUCUUUCUUCCUUACCCUUUAUCUCAGCUUAAUCCAACAAUUAUAGUAAAGUAUCAGAAUCCCAGGUGUGGGCUGCGUUAAGCUUAGCUGUAUUGACACAAUUUGCAUCCAUUUUUAACUUAUUUUAAUUUUCUUGAUUUUGAGCUUUUCGUUUUUUACAAUUCACAUAAAAGUCAAAGCUGAACACUGUGAAUUUCUCCUAGUCUUCUUGCCUCUUGCGUCACUUGGGCAGCUCUAUUUUUCAUCAUCUUUCUCCUCCUUUUCUGCUCCCGUUUAAACUUUUGGUUUAGUUUUAGCUUCUGGGUCUUGCUCAAAUUCUCAAUUUUACUGGAUUCCAACUUCAGAUUCUGGAUGUUCUUGUAUAAAAUUGAGUUGGGUUAGUUUGAAUUAGUUGGUAGUAAUUCUAAUCAAUAUUUUGAAGCUUCAAAAUCUCUCUCUCUCUCAUUGCUGUUUUUCUGAAUUGGGUUUCAACUAUUAUUUCUUGUAAUUGCUAAUUGUAAGUUGUUUCAGACCCAAACUUCGCCUUCGUGGGCUUUGAUCUGGUAGAUAGUAUUGCUGAAUUAGGGUUUUUUAGGGUAUUUUGCUGACUUCAAUUGUGAGGUUUGGGAUUUGGGAACUGGGUUUGUCAGUUUUAGUUUGGUUUUUGGGGUGAUCACUUUAUUUUCUUCAUUUGGGCAGUUUUUGAAUUCAUUUUUGUGUUGUUGGGGCGCUAAAGAUUCUGUCUCUUCGAACUUUCGAAGGAGUUGUACUAUUUUAUUGGUUAUUCAUCCCGAGUUAGUAGAAGGGGUACUGGAGGUGGUAAUGAUGGUGGUUCAUGGGGAGCCAAAGACUGAGGACUGGAGUGGAAGUUAGAAGGUGUCUACGAACUGGCUGCCGAGUUUUUAUCCUCCAUUACCAAUCUCUAAUACACUGCAUCGAGUUUUCUUAAUAUAAAUCCUUCUGGUACUCAGUCACAAAGCAGUUUACAGAAGAUUCUGGUUUCUAUUUCUUGUGGUAGUUUGGAAAGUUGGAGAGAGUCUGAUAUGGCAGAUGGUAGCCCAAUGACUGAUAUUUCAACAGAUGCAGACACAGAUGAAAGAAACAAGAGGUUUGAUAUCGUUCCAUCAACUCAUGCUGCUUCUGAUUCGAGUGACAGAUCGAAGGAGACUAAAGAUCAGAAGACUCUACGAAGACUUGCUCAGAACCGUGAGGCAGCAAGGAAAAGCCGGCUGAGGAAAAAAGCCUAUGUGCAACAGCUGGAAAGUAGCAGACUAAAGCUGACUCAACUUGAGCAGGAGCUCCAACGAGCACGACAACAGGGAAUUUUUAUUUCAAGCUCAGGGGAUCAAGCUCAUUCAACUGGUGGAAAUGGAGCAAUGGCCUUUGAUGUAGAAUAUUCACGCUGGUUGGAAGAGCAAAACCGUCAAAUCAACGAGUUAAGAGCAGCAGUAAACGCUCAUGCUGGUGAUGCUGAACUUCGAGUCAUUGUUGAUAGUGUCGUGGCACAUUAUGAGGAUAUUUUCAGGCUCAAGGGCAAUGCUGCCAAGACCGAUGUUUUUCAUCUUUUAUCGGGUAUGUGGAAAACACCGGCUGAAAGGUGUUUUUUGUGGCUAGGGGGCUUCCGUUCUUCUGAGCUUCUUAAGCUACUUGUGAACCAACUGGAGCCUCUGACAGAACAGCAAGUGAUUAAUAUUCAAAACUUGCAGCAGACUUCACAACAGGCUGAAGAUGCAUUGUCUCAGGGAAUGGAGCAACUGCAGCAAUCACUGGCAGAAACUUUGUCGAGUGGUUCUCUUGGUUCAUCGGGUUCAUCUGGAAAUGUUGCAAAUUAUAUGGGUCAAAUGGCUAUGGCUAUGGGAAAACUCGGUACUCUUGAAGGGUUUAUUCGCCAGGCUGAUAACCUACGGCAACAAACGCUACAACAAAUGCACCGGAUAUUGACGACACGGCAAUCAGCUCGUGCGCUUUUAGCAAUUCAUGAUUAUUUCUCUAGGUUGCGCGCUUUAAGUUCCCUUUGGCUGGCCCGCCCAAGAGAAUGACAGGUUAUUUAACUCAUUAAUCAGGAGUAGCUUUGUAAAAUGGCUGGCACCAAGUUAUUUGCAAGAACAGCAUGCCAACCCCAUUUGUUCAUAGGCCUGCAAGUCAUAUUUGCCUGUGUUAUUAUCAACACCAUGACCCAACACUUUUGUACCAUAUUUACUGACUAGAGAGUUCUGAGUUCCUCUCAUUGUUUUCCUCUUUGAUGAAAUCAAUGAUGGAAUAAUUAAAUUGGCUUGUAGUUCUGUUAUUGUAUUUAUUAUUAUGGCUAAAAUAUAUUCUUUAAAAAGUAUUGUUCCCAUCUAAUUUGAUUCACUAAUUUUAUGUGAUGCAUUUGUAA
Spinacia oleracea (spinach) is the source of this 2390-nucleotide messenger RNA. RefSeq names its product transcription factor TGA2. The coding region runs from base 1057 to 2052 and encodes 331 amino acids. The record is from RefSeq and is a predicted model, not a curated record. The transcript is spliced from 9 exons. Lineage: Eukaryota; Viridiplantae; Streptophyta; Magnoliopsida; Caryophyllales; Amaranthaceae. Gene Ontology annotation, molecular function: sequence-specific DNA binding; DNA-binding transcription factor activity. Gene Ontology annotation, biological process: regulation of DNA-templated transcription; DNA-templated transcription.